Ectocarpus sp. CCAP 1310/34 is the source of this 1630-nucleotide messenger RNA. Lineage: Eukaryota; Phaeophyceae; Ectocarpales; Ectocarpaceae. The record is from the annotation of a GenBank genome assembly.
AUGUCCGACGAGGCCUUGGCGGCUAUGGGCUACAAGGCCGAGACCCUGGCGACGGGCGAUGUCACCCUCACCACCCGGACCUCCGUGAAGUUCUUCGCGGAGUUGCUACGGGACCAGGUUCUGGAGCGACUGGUGCGCGUCACCAACGUUGGGUCCCAAACCAACCACUGCCACCUCGUCGCUCUUGGACCCGACGGCUUCUUCCUGUACACAUGCCUGAGGAUCCUCGUCGAAGGUCUCGGCUUCCGACAUGCCCUCCGGGCCAUCCUCGACGCGGAUCUCGGGUUCACCGGAGCAUGUAUCGCACCCCGCUGGCGUGAUGGAAUUAUGCCGUGGACGAUGGCACCGCUCGCCGCUAAGCCGGCGGUGCUAGCGACGACAGCUACGGGGGUUCCGGGAGAGAUGCCGGCCCCACCUGCGGAUUCGGGCAUCGACAACAUCCCUGGCAUUUCACGCGUCCUGGACAACCUCAAGAACCAAGCGCGCCAGAUGGUCGAGGUGGAGCUGAGGUCGCAAAACAACGCGUCCACGAGCCGGGUGUUCAAGGGAGUCAUUACCACGCCUACGACCGCACCCGAAACGCCGGAAACGCCGGAGGGGGGGGGAGUGGGCGCGACGCAGGACGGGGGUUCUGGGAAACGGAAAAGCAGACCAGCCGGGGGGGGGCAAACGGACGCGGCCGGAGCGGGUCGGCAGGAAGAGGUGGAAGGGGAGGGGCGUGCGCUGUUGUUUCAGCGGCGGGCAUUCCAAGCCCCAGCCCUGGCGGGGGGCUUCCGGCCUUGCAACAGGCGGCCGGGGCUAGCGCCACCAGCGGGGGAAGGGAGGGGGGGGGCGCUGGUGUCUCUGCCGUGGGGCUUCCGGCCAGUGCCUUCUGCGCGGGGAGGGCGCGGGCAGGGGACAGCCCGUCUCCCUUUCAAUCCCUUAGCAACGCACCUCGUGCCGGGGUGGGGCAGGCUUCGCUAGGUCUCGCGUCAACAGCAUUCGACACGGCAAGCUCCUGUGCGCCCGAGAAUUUCCAGCAAUCAAGACUGAAUGCAGAAAUGUGGCGCAGCGACAACCACAGCCACCCUCUGCCCCCAACGCCCCAAGAGCUCGCUGUGCUUGACGAGGUGCGAUCGCCCCAGCGCCAGAGCCAGACAGGGCCGUCCAAGAGGUGCACCUCCACCUGACAGCGGGACACCUGUGCGGGAGGCCAGCAUGUAAUCCAAGGAGGCACCGCCGGCGCGUGGGGAGGGCAAGGAGGAGCCGCAGGCGCGUGGGGGGUCUAGGUUUUUGGUGGGCCUGCUGUGGUGUUCUAGGUUUUUGGUGUUGGCGUAGAUACACAUUGCCGGCUGCAGCGAGCUUGAGUUGGGGGGGAGGUCUUUGUUUCGGAACCCAACAUGGGUGGUACGUCUGUGGCGGGGGUGGGCGAUACAGCGAAUGGAGCUCGGAGUUUAGCGGGGCGACUUGGGGAGAGAAGGUAAUCGUGGAGUAACCUUCGUGCGUCGUGAAGUUACCGUCAUGGGGCAGAGUAGCGACUUGCCAAAGUGUUUCUUGUGUUGUUGCGGCUUGGUGGUAGGCAACAACGGCCGCCAGCGGUGGCAGCGAUUGACGCGUUUCUUCCCGUCUGUUCUAGUGUUGUAGCCGUUCU